Messenger RNA from Sphaeroforma arctica JP610, 272 nucleotides. RefSeq lists its product as hypothetical. The record is from RefSeq and is a predicted model, not a curated record. The transcript has a single exon. NCBI's taxonomy places the organism in Eukaryota, Ichthyosporea, Ichthyophonida. Gene Ontology annotation, cellular component: peroxisome. Gene Ontology annotation, molecular function: fatty acid binding; FAD binding; acyl-CoA oxidase activity. The annotation marks the transcript as partial. Gene Ontology annotation, biological process: lipid homeostasis; fatty acid beta-oxidation using acyl-CoA oxidase.
GUAAGCUACUCCCCGGCAUCCGCAUCGUCGACAUGGGCAUCAAGACCAUUGCCAACGAUCUCGACAAUGCACGCGUGUGGUUCGAUAAGGUACGUCUCCCCAAGGACGCUCUGCUGAACCGAUUCUGUGAUAUCAAAGACAACGAGUACGUGCAAGUGGGAACAGAGCGCAUGCGUAUCGAGGUUAUUGGACAGCGCUUGCUGACUGGCCGUCUGGCUAUCGCCGAGGCUGCGUUGUACAGUGCUAAAGUGUUGCAUAUGAAGACUGGUAAG